Formica exsecta is the source of this 5453-nucleotide messenger RNA. RefSeq names its product C2 domain-containing protein 3-like. The transcript is spliced from 13 exons. The record is from RefSeq and is a predicted model, not a curated record. Gene Ontology annotation, biological process: cilium assembly; centriole elongation. The coding region runs from base 177 to 5306 and encodes 1709 amino acids. Lineage: Eukaryota; Metazoa; Arthropoda; Insecta; Hymenoptera; Formicidae. Gene Ontology annotation, cellular component: centriolar satellite; centriole.
UCUUUACCGACCCUUAAAUUUUAAAUUGGCAAGCCUGUCAUCAUUUAUCAGCCCGCUUCUGUAGCCGUCACAUCUGCUCUAUCACGUCGUAUCGCGUGGUUGUUCGGCGUGCUUUUAACCUAACUCCGAUGACAGAUGUGUGAAAUGUCAGUUAUACGUUGUCUUGCAGAAAACAAAUGGAUUCAGAAGUGAAGCCGUACAGAUCUCUGCCACCAUUAGUCGAAGGCAAAAUUCACGGUAAUUUGAGGCUCGUUAUUGACGAAGUUCUCUGGCAUAGAAGUCCCGGAGAUGUCACGAUAGUGGCUUCCUGGUGGGGCGAACACGACAGUGCUCAAUUCAGGCCGGUAGAUAGUAUUACAGAUACAGCAAGAACAGAUGAGGAUACAACUAAAACAUAUGCUAUAAAAACUAAUGCAACGCUUUUUGAGGAUUAUCUAAAAAAUUGUGGAACAUUAGAAUUAGUAAUUAUUGCAGAAAAAACUCGCAAGAUUGUUGGCACAGCGCGUGUAGGAGAUUUGUCUAAGAUAUUUACAUGUAAAUAUUAUACUCAGUUUGUUCCAAUAUUAAAUAACAAUGGCGAUAGAAUAGGGAAAAUACAUGUUUCUUUGCAAUUAAUAUAUUUAACAAAGCUCCCAAAUAUGCAAUUGAAAACAUGCAAAUACAAUAAAAAACAAGACAGAAGCGAUGUUUUAGCAUCAGUUGAUGAUAAUUUGCAAUAUAAUGAAGAAAUACCAGUGACAUCCUACAAGAAUGCUGAUAUUAUUAAAAAAAGAAACUUUACAAAAUUUACAAACAAUGAUACGUAUGAUGCAUACAGAUCUGUCCUUAAAGCCAAACGACAAGAUUUUCAAGAAUCGAAGACAAAGUUUAAUGAAAUGGUAACAGACAAUCUAGUUGCUCAGAUUGUUGCCAGAGCACAGCGACUUAGAGGAGCAAUAUUAAAGGAGACUUACAAUGACGAUUCUUUAGCUCUUAGCGAUAAUUCAAUUAGCAAUGGUUUAUGUUCUUAUGCUUCAGCAGAAAAUGAAGCAAAGCUUUACGAAUAUAUUUUGGGGACUGAAAUGACUUCCUCAGAGGAGAAGAAAGCCUUAAACACGUUGAGAUCAACAUCUCCAACUCCAAGUUUGAUAGAUCUGGCUUCUGAAACAAUCACAGCUAGUAAAAAAGAUAAUAUGAACAUUAGACAAGGGAAUGAAAAUUCUCUUGUAAAAUUAAACAGUUCUGUAGAAGAUGUAUUGUAUGAAAAGACAAUUGAUGGCGAGAUGAAAGGAGCACAUCCUCUGGAUCAUGUAGAUAGUGUAAGAAUUUUCAUUGAAUCCCUUACACUGAGUUCUGCGGGAUAUAGACGUGCAAAAUCUACAUGUUUGCAACAUGGUGUACCAUUGUCACUGACAUAUUUUAUUCAAUAUGAUACAACAUUUGGAUCUGCAAGACAAACAAAUAUAAAAUCUAAUAAAGAAAUUAAGCUUGUAAGGACAUGUGCUAAAAAACAAGUGGGUCAAGUCAUUGACUUCAACUCUGAAGGUAUCUAUAGUAUACAGAGACACAUCAUAAAGAAAAAUUUUCCCUUGACAUUUAAAAUUUUUGUUCGACAUCUUAAUCAAAAGUUCCCAACUGAGCUAGGAUGUGGUUCUAUGAAUAUUAACGACAUUGCAAAUACUGUAAAUUUAAGCAGUACCCAGCGUAUAAUUAUUAUUAAUAAAGGCAUUAAAAUAGGUGAUCUAAAGGUCACAGCAGAAUUAGGCUAUAAUUCUACUUACUUUGGGAAAGAAUUCGUUGAUGCAAUAAUGUCUGCAAAAGAAAAUAUCCCUGUUUUGGAGAUAAAAUCUUUAAGCUCGAAUGGUAACAAAUACAGGAGUGCAACAGGGACUCAUUCUUCCAAAUCUAGUAGUAAGGUCUCGUCCGUCUCUGCUAAACGAAUUGAAUGUUUAACUAGUAAUAACAAUAAGGACUUGAUUGCUACAAGAGGUAUAGCGGAGCACCGAGAACGAAGCUCAGAUAAUAAAAAGAUUGAUACAAAUAACCCAGAAAAUGGUACUAAAGAUAAGGUUUUACUUCAUGGCUUGAUAUAUGUAGCCGAGGGUAAAAAUUUACCACAAGAAUCUAAUACCUAUUUGAUAUGUAGAGCGUUUUGGCGAGAGGAUAAAGCAACGAGUCAAAUCUGUAGUAAUACGAAAAAUCCAUUCUACCAUUUCUUUCAACUAGUACCAUUAAUUCACGGUAUAGAAUUAUUGGAGAGAAUUAGAGAUAAUUAUAUAAUCAUAGAAGUAUACAGUCGACAAAACAGUGAGACAGAUAAUCUGUUGGGAAUAGCAAAACUACCUGUACACCAGUUAUACAUUGCAUAUAGAGAUCCACUUGUUUUACCUCACUUGCUAUUGUCAAAGUAUCCUGUAAUAAGUGUGGAUGGUUGGGUCGGUAUUAACAAUCCAGUAAGCGGAGAAUCUUGCGGAGAACUGCUUGCAUUGGUCGCACUUGGCACUGCGGAGCAAAUUGCAUUACUAGAAGUGUCAAGAGGUCUAAGAAAUACUAGUGUCAUACCGCGAACAGUUCAUCACUGUCAUGUUCUUGACAAUACGAAUAAUGCAACGAGCGUUUACCAAGAGAGUUUACCGUGUAAUGUUCCUGAGGUGUUAAAUCUCAGUUCACGGAAAGUUACACGCGAUAAUAAUUUCGCUUAUCACGUUUAUAAUACAACCGAUCGAGAUUCAGUAUCCGCCGAUUACAAGAGUCAAGAAAGUCAAACUGAUAUCUCGAGUCUUCAAGAUGCGAGAUCGGAGAAACCAGUGGAAGAAGCUGAACUUCCCGAACAUUUGGCUUUACAUGCCUUAGUUGACCGUUUAACGAAUGCGUUACAUACUAAUAAGACCAGCACUGACCAGUCGGCGCAAACAGAGAUGAAUCAAGCGGAUGAAGGAGAAAUGAAUGAAAAAGAGUUACGUUUAAAUACGCUAAAUAGUAAUAGUCUCACUGACAAUAGCGAUAAUAGUUGUAGUCCGAGAAAUGAUUUUCAAUUACCUACGGAAAUGUAUAGAAGCGUUGGCGUCGGUGCAGAAUACGACGAAGAAUUAGAUCGACAGCGCAAUAAUGCUUAUGAUAAUUUUUCAAAUUCAUCCGUGAUAAAAGAAAAUGCGGAAAGAGAAGAAUUAAACACCGAUUGCGAUGGCUCUUUCUUCCGAUCUGUCGUGGAAAUUGAAUGCGCGCUACAUUUGCCGAAGAUGAAAGGACCGAAUGAAUUCGUGGAACCGAGUACAUACGUGACUUUUCAGGAUUUAACUCAUAAAUCCGAUUCUAGUAGCCAAUUGAAUUCAUAUAUGACGACGAAUGUUUUUCCGCACAGCUGCAAUCCAAAAUGGAAUUGGAAAUGCGACGCAAAACUGCCAAUGGACCUACUUUUAAACAAUCAGAAAAGAUUAAUCCUCAAAGUAUGGUAUUUGAUCGAUCCAGAUACGUCGACAGAAAUAAAUUUAGGAAAAGACAUCGUGAUUGGUUUUUCUGCUGUCGAUCUUUCGGUUCUGAUAGCUGGAUUUCCCACAGUAUCCGGAUGGUUUCACAUUAUGGAUUUUACCGGAAAAUGCAACGGACAAAUUAAAGUAACUAUAACACCUCUGGAUAGUUUACCUUUGGGAAAAAUUGCACCGACUGAUGCUAUUAAUCUAUCGAGAUGCAGUAAUUUGUCGCAAACAAACUGGCAUCUGUACAACACACCUUGUAACAAUACAGCAGAAUCUAAUAAUGCGCAUCGAAUGUUAUCAUAUGCAAGCCAUAAUAAAGACGGAUAUGCACAAAGUGAUCGUAAGUCGAAUGAAUUUGUAGCAGAAGUUGGUCACGGCCUGGAAGAUGUUUCUAUGUCUUUCUUAUCGUCGUCUUUGAAGCAAAAAUUGACCGAACUAGAUGAGAUCACAAAACGUUUGCAGUCACGUUUAAGUGAUGUCACAAAUACGGCUUUCGAAGAUGAUUUUGAUAACGAUUUUGACAUGAUCGAACCAAAUAGCGAUAAUGAAAAUACCGAUGAUAAAAACGUCGAGAUUACACCACAAAGCACAGGUUUCGGGUACUCUGCUAACGGCACAUCACAAAUGCCGAAACAGAAUAAUAUACAGAGCGAUCGAAAUGACGAGGGACAGACUUCUGCUAUAAACAGUAAUUAUAAUUCACAUUUUGAGCAGGGUUCCGAUCAAGUUAAAGCUAUAAAUUCGGAUACGAUUGAUACCGGGUAUUGCACCGGUUCCAACGCGCGUUUCGCACAACAUCUCGGCUAUUAUCACAAUCAGUAUCAAAAUCGAUGCAGUUCGUCGACUCGUAAUUAUCUAUCAAGUAACAGCGCAGAGUAUCCGGCGCGAGGUACCAAAACGCAUAUAAAUCAUCUACUCGACAAGCUUUCCUUGGACUUGCCGCCCAGGCCGCCUUCGGCAGCGGCCAUACCAAUGAGAAAAGACAUUCUCGAACUGUUUGCAAGUUUACGGGAACAUAGGAAUAAUUCCCAGGACAAAGGCAAGAACGAUCGUGAUAUCGAUACUUGUUCAGUGCCCACUCAGACUGAUGAUUUGAGCGAACCGCACGCUUAUUCUCAUACAACGAAUCUAGUCACGGUCGACGAUGAAAGUUUUUCUAAAUCAUCCCAAAUAUCGGAAUUACAGCCUCGUAAUAGAAUAUCGACAGUGAUACGCGAAGAAUUAGUUGCGGAAGAAAAUAACGAAAAUUCCAAUUGUGAUGAACUAACGACAUAUCUAAUCACUUCCAAUGUACGUCAUAUGGACUUGGACAAUACAUUCAAUCCGCUGCUCUAUCAACAUUUGUUGCCAGAUCUGCAAAUUACGACUGCUGUAUCGCCGGAAGGAGAAGCGGAACAACUGGAUAAUCAGUACGCGAAAAGUUUCGGCAUGGCAAUGAUGCGCGGCAAUGAUAGCAGAAUCGAUCAUUCGACGGAGAACAAAACGACUUUAUCUCGAAACGACGUGCCAACAAAAGGUCGGACAAGCGCAUUAGAGUCUGAAGAGAGCACGGGAGAAUUUUCCGCUUUGACAGAUUCGGAUAUAUCGGGAAAUAUCGACAACAGUAUCGAUGUAACCGUCAUAUAUAAAUCCAGCAACAAUGAUUUAAUGUCGGAUAAUAGUACGGAAUCGACGAUUGAUAUUAUGUCAUUCGACAAAUCAUCAGCACAGCAAACAGACAUCAAAACGAGAGAUUACUGCUCCACCGAAUUGUCUGUUCCCGGAGUAUCGAGACAAGCGCCUGAAGGCGGCAAUCCUGUAGAAGAUGCUAAGAUAGUUUCGGUAAUGACGAAUCGACAAGAUGACAUUUAGAAUGUGUCAACAAAUAAUUAAAUACUUUUGGAUACUUGUGUAAGAUUUGUAAUUAGACUAGAAUAUAUAGAAAAAAAACAAUCUUUGUAUAUGCAUGUGUGUGUGUGUACAGAAUGAACCAAUAACAAUCAACAAUAUCUUCAAAAC